Drosophila subobscura is the source of this 641-nucleotide messenger RNA. It is a transcript of the gene eIF1, whose product is annotated as eukaryotic translation initiation factor eIF1. Gene Ontology annotation, molecular function: ribosomal small subunit binding; translation initiation factor activity; RNA binding. Lineage: Eukaryota; Metazoa; Arthropoda; Insecta; Diptera; Drosophilidae. Gene Ontology annotation, biological process: translational initiation. Gene Ontology annotation, cellular component: eukaryotic 43S preinitiation complex. The record is from RefSeq and is a predicted model, not a curated record. The transcript is spliced from 3 exons. Bases 132 to 464 code for a protein of 110 amino acids.
AUAUUGAUAUAUCAAUAACAUCCCUAACACAAACACAUUUCCGAAAAUUCAUUCAGUAAAAUCUUAAAUUUUACGUCAAGAAAUCACGUCAAAGAGUUUUUGUUUAGGCUGUGGUUUAUUUUUAUUGUCGUAUGUCCAUCCAGAAUUUAAACACUCGUGACCCCUUUGCUGAUGCAAUCAAGGGCAAUGAUGAUGACAUUCAAGACGGGCUUGUGCACAUAAGAAUCCAGCAGAGGAACGGUCGCAAGACGCUUACCACUGUCCAGGGCCUGUCCGCGGAGUAUGACUUGAAGAAAAUAGUCCGCUCCUGUAAAAAGGAAUUUGCCUGCAAUGGAACUGUGAUCGAGCAUCCGGAGUAUGGUGAAGUUCUGCAGCUGCAGGGCGAUCAACGUGAGAACAUCUGUCAAUGGUUGACUAAGGUUGGAUUAGCCAAACCCGACCAGCUGAAGGUGCACGGCUUUUAAGCGGAUGCCAAGGAACAACAAAUAUUUCAUUCUUAAGCUACAUUCAACUUGCAGAAGUUCUUCUUCGUUUAAAUUAUCUAAAAACAAUCUUGAUAGAACAUUAACACAAAGACAGAAGCAAUAGACCAUUAAUUGAGAAAGAUGUUAUAAAUAAAUUAAAUGUUCAAUUUAAAUAAA